Molecule: messenger RNA, 2117 nt
Organism: Schistosoma intercalatum
Lineage: Eukaryota; Metazoa; Platyhelminthes; Trematoda; Strigeidida; Schistosomatidae
Source: the annotation of a GenBank genome assembly
AUUUUAUUCAGUAAACGUCAUCAUUUUGUCUAACGACUGAAUGGGUUUCUCUCUAUGUUUUAAAACACAUUCAAUCAAAACUAUCUUUUUAUUUCUUUCAAUUUAAAACUGCUUUAACUAAAUAUAGCAUGAUAGUUAUUAAGUUAGGGACUUGCUACAUCAGGGAAUAAAAAUAAAACAAAUCGUUCAUUGGAUUGGUCAGUUAGUGCUCAAUGAUCUUGAAUAUGAUUGGUUAAAUUAACUUGGAGCUUACUACAAAUCUUUAGAACUUUUGUUAAACUUAAUUGAAAAUCUUUAAUUAAUAUUUUGUUGGAUUUUUAAAAUUAUCAUUACACUACAGUACUUUGACUUAAAAUACAUGAAUUAACUGGUUUCAUAGGAAAUAACAAUGUCAGGAGUUGGAUCUACAUCAAAUGCGUCUAUUCAUCGUAAUGCAAAUGAUGAUGGAAAAAGUAGAAGUCGUUAUUUUUUACAUCAUCAUGGCCCAGAUCAUUCUCAAGGACGAUCUUUGAGUUCCUUCAAGCAGCAUAUGUCUAGUAGUGCGUUAGGUCAUUUAAUAUCAAAUGCUAGUCAAAAACAUCUAUCUCGACAACAUAAGACAACUCAUCGAUUUAAAUACUCCAGUGCUGGUAGUCUGUCACAUAAUCAAGUACAUUCACAUAAGGAAAGCAAUAAUCAUUGUACAACUGAUGAUAGAGUUUUUGAAGUUCUUUUAAAAGGACAUGUUUUUGUACGUGCAACUUGUUCACGACUUCGAGAUCUGUGCGAAUUCUGUCUACAUUCAGUUCAUGGUCACUCUUACUUGUAUUGCAGAAAUUGUCCUGUCGUAAUUCACAAUAAAGAUAUUUGUCAAGAACAUCUUACCAGAGUGUGUCCUGCUCCAGAAAUAGGAGUUACAGGAUGGGGUGAAGGAAAUUAUUCAAUUAAAUUUGAAGAAAGCUCAUUAAUAGAUUUAGAAGCAGUAUUCCUUUCAGCACUACCUGGCCUUCAGUCUAAUAAAUGUUUCGAAUGUGGAUGUGUAUUAGAUUCACACAGCGGACGGGAACUUAAAACAAAUAAUAAAAUGAAUGAAAAUAAUAUUUCAUCUAAUAAUAAUAAUAAUAAUCACAAAUCAAUGAAACGUCAGAAAUCACACAAAGAAGUAUUUUCACACUUACGACGUGUUCGUUCUCAUCAUCAGUUCAGUCAAAUUGACAUUACUCCACAAGCUACAACUAUGCGUAUUUGUCAUAUGACUGGAAAAUAUUAUUGCGAACGUUGUCACUGGGAUGACACUUGGUAUGUACCAGGUUCAAUAUUCCUCCUAAACGAUACAUCUAAACAACCUGUUUGUCGUUCAGUCUACAUUAAAUUGUGCGUUAUUUGGGAUUCUUUGAUAUUGAAAGUUCCAGCUUAUUGGCAUCGAGAUAACCUUGAGGCUGGAAAGGUUUACGAGAUUCGCACCAAAUUACAACCACUUUUACGCUACGCAAUGCUAUGUCCAGAAGCUUCUUCCAUAAAGGCUAGUGCUGAACUUUCCGGACCAAGCUAUUUGUUGGGUAAUCCUGAUUAUUUUCGUAUGUGUGAUGUCCUUGAUGUACUCAAUGGAACACUUUAUUCUAGAUUAAAGGAGUAUCUGAAAAUUUGGUUUGAGCAUAAAACACACUGUGAAACACUGGUCUAGGUGACUAGACAUUGGAUUCACUAUGUUGAGAAAUAGGAUCAAAUCCGUCAGAGCGCAUCAGUUCCAUAAAGAUUACAGGUACACCCUACUGACGAGCGUCAAGUAACACGAAACGUAGGUUCAAGGUUUCGUGUUGAUUACCUCUAACCUUUAUCUUACAAGUAACAAACUUCUACUAUAUAUAUGUAUAUGUUUAUAUAAGGUAGAUGACAAAUCCUGUAUACUGUUAGGAUGAAACCGAAACUAACAAAUUAAUAACCAUGUAAUACAAGGGUUAUCUACUACUUUAUUAUAUCAUGGAAUAAAUAAAUAAUAUUACAGUAGACUUAUGAAAAGCUUUUAAUCAGUGAACAUGAGUUACAUAAUAAUCAUAAAGAUAAUAACAUGCAAUAAUUUAUAGAACGAGUGUAAAAGAUCAUUGUAUACUUUAAAAAAAUCAAGGAAGACAUUAGGG